This is a messenger RNA of Poecilia latipinna (sailfin molly), 2035 nucleotides long. RefSeq names its product nuclear receptor-interacting protein 2-like. The record is from RefSeq and is a predicted model, not a curated record. The transcript has 6 exons. NCBI's taxonomy places the organism in Eukaryota, Metazoa, Chordata, Actinopteri, Cyprinodontiformes, Poeciliidae. Gene Ontology annotation, molecular function: aspartic-type endopeptidase activity. Bases 763 to 1593 code for a protein of 276 amino acids. Gene Ontology annotation, biological process: proteolysis.
AACCAGCAGGGGGCAGCACUUGCUUUUAAAUAUCUCCCCACCUUUAAAUGCGCGCUGUAUUUUCACCUUCACAAGGACUCCGUAAAAAAACAAAAACAAAAAAAACAUCUGUAUCCUAAAGAUGAAACGUUUCACAUGCGUGUUUGUGCUGAACAGAGUUAUGUUGUUGUUUUUCAUUAAAUCCGCAGCAUCUUCAGCGUGUCAUCGUCUAGAGGUCACGGACAAAGAUUGGAUGGGAUAUUUAUAGAGUGAAUGGACGGGAGAAAUUGGAUUCUGGUUUUAGCUGUGGCACUCAGAGGGAGGGACAGAGGAAAUCAAUAUCUGCCAGAUUGAUCCUCAAUGUGAGGUCAGAUCCAGCUGCAAAAGCACCGCAGGAGGCAUGAUUUUAUUUUAUUUUUUAAUGCAUGAAAAGCUGUCUUUUUUUUCAGUAAAGUCAGGGAAGAUGUGCUCCGAAUGGUGAGCAAACGGAGAAAUCCAAGGACGGCAGCGAUGAGGGGAGGGUAGAAAAGACGCGCACAGACUUAUUAGUCCCACCUUCUUCUUCUUCUCCUUCUCAGUCAGAGGGAGCAGAUCUCAGAGGAAGAUGCAGCUCUACAUCCGAGGAGCGCUCAGGAAAAGUACAUGAGAGGAGACAGGAGCAGGAUUUGACCAGACAGAGGAAUAUCUGGUUAUUUAUUCUACAAAACCAGGGGACGAUAAAGCAGACCGGAAACCGUGACAUCCAGCCCGUCUGCUGCACAGACAGCUGCCUAGUUUGAGAGCAUGAGUGAGGCGAAGAAAGGAGAGCUGGCCAUCCGGGACAAAGCCAUCCUGCAUCAGCAGAGGCGCCUAAAACAGGCCACCCAGUUCACACACAAGGACUCGGCUGACCUGCUGCCCCUGGACGGACUCAAGAGACUCGGAACCUCCAAAGACCUGCAACCUCACAGCAUCGUCCAGCGGCGCCUGCUGGAGGGAAACAUCACGCGGCUCCGAGGCGAGGCCCGGGACGCCACCGCCAGGGUUCGCUCGCCGUUGGCCGACACCAAGGACGGACCUACGGACACCGAGGAGAGGAGCGAGAGCACAGCAGACGACUCCACCGAGGAGAGGGAGUCUCUGGAGGAGAGCGAGAGGAGCCUCCGAUCAGACGAGGAGGACGAUAACAGCGAGGCCGGAGCCAGACACUCAGCCGAGAAGCCGGAGAGCACGGACAGCUCGACCCGACUCACAGCUUUAAUUAUUCAAUGCAAGUGCUGCGAAACUGAAGUGAAGGCAUCCAUCAACACUGGCAGCCUACACAACCACAUCUCCACCUCCUGCUGCCAGAGGCUGGGACUGGUUCCCAUUAAGGACAGUUCACCAUGCGGUGCUACCAGUUCAGUGACUGGUCUGCAGCUACAGCUGGGCAGACAGACUAUCCAGUGUUCAGCAUAUGUGAAAGAGGAUGAGGCGUCUGAACUGUGCCUGGGUCUGCAGACGCUGCUGGAACUGAAAUGCUGCUUGGAUCUGAACAGUCGGGUUCUGAAGCUUCAAGGCUGUGGCGAUGAGCUGCCCUUCCUGAACACUGUAACCGACGGCCGGUGCCAACACGACACCAACGAAAACCUGUGAGCCGACUCCACGUCAGCUGCCAAGUCUGUCAUCGCUAACGGGCUGCAGCUGCGAGAAACGAAGCCCUUUGUUUUUAUCUGGACUGUCCAAUCACAGUGUCACUGCCAGAACAUGGAUGAGCGUUCACCUCUGUUCUCAAGUUUACAUCUUCAUGUCUGCUGAGUUUUGACUUGAUUUUCUCUUAUAAUUGUCUAGUUAAGCGGAUCUAAACCUGAUCUCUCCAGGUUUUGGGAUAAUGCUGUAUUUCCUCUGUUCUGCUGCUUACUAAAAGAAAAAUAUAACAAUUUGAAGUGAGUUUAUAUUGAAUCUGCUAUGAUUUGAGGAAUCAUGUUGAAUUACACCUCAAUCACAUACUGAGAUUUUUUUCCACUUAGUUUUUUUUCUGUUACAAAAAAUGUCUACAGUAUUGUUAAACCACAAUGACAAAUUAGGGCCAUUGUAG